UUAUUUGGAAAUAAUGAAACCCCUGCAAGUCAAAAUAUAAAAGGUGAUAAAUUUGUUGGGAAAUAUUAUGUAGAGUUUGAAAAUCAAUUAAAAAGAGAAGCACAAAAUUUGAAAGAUAAUGAGCAAACUCCGAUAAUGAUUAAAGCACAAGAACUUUUACAAAAAUGGGAAGAAGGAGAUGAAGAAACAUUAGAAUUGUGGAGAAAAAUGAAUAAUUGGGUUUAUGAGGGCUUUAAUAAAACCUAUAAUAAAUUAGGUGUUGACUUUGAUGUCGUUCAAUAUGAAAGUAAUACAUAUUUAUUAGGAAAGGAAAUAAUAAAAAUAGGCUUAGAAAAAGGCGUUUUUUACAAAAAAGAUGAUGGGUCUAUUUGGUGCGAUUUAUCAGAUGUAGGGCUUGAUGAGAAAAUAGUGCAACGGGCAGAUGGCACUUCUGUUUAUAUAACACAAGAUUUAGGAACAGCUACAGAGAGAUUUAAAGAUUUUGAUUUAGAUAGAAUUAUUUAUACAGUCGGUAAUGAACAGGAUUAUCAUUUUAAAGUAUUAUUUGCAAUAUUAAAGAAAUUAGGUUUUUCGUGGUCAGACCAAUUAGAGCAUCUUUCUUAUGGAAUGGUUGACUUGCCAGAUGGUAAAAUGAAAUCUCGAGAAGGAACAGUUAUUGAUGCAGAUGAUAUAAUGCAAGAAAUGUAUUUAGAAGCAGAGAAAAAAUCUUUAGAACUCGGAAAAUUAGAAGGAUUUACUCAAGAAGAAAAAAAUAAUUUAUAUGAAAAAAUAGGUAUAGACGGAAGUGGUAAAAGCACUCAAGCUAAGUUUUUAGAAGAAUUUUUAUCUUCAAAAAAUGAAACAUAUUUGACGUGUGAACCAACUUUUAACCCAAUAGGGCAAAUGAUUAGGGAUAUUUUUUCAGGAAAAAUUAAUUCUAAUAAUCAUGUUAUAACUGGUUUAUUUGUAGCUGACAGAUUAGACCAUAUAUUAAAUGAAUAUUACGGAAUUAUUUCAAAAUUAGAAAAAGGUAUAAAUGUAAUUUCUGAUAGAUAUUAUUUCUCCUCUUUUGCAUAUCAAGGUGCUCAUGUACCUUUUGAUUGGGUU
Molecule: messenger RNA, 1086 nt
Organism: Darwinula stevensoni
Lineage: Eukaryota; Metazoa; Arthropoda; Ostracoda; Podocopida; Darwinulidae
Source: the annotation of a GenBank genome assembly